Oldenlandia corymbosa var. corymbosa is the source of this 519-nucleotide messenger RNA. Lineage: Eukaryota; Viridiplantae; Streptophyta; Magnoliopsida; Gentianales; Rubiaceae. The record is from the annotation of a GenBank genome assembly.
AUGGCUAGCUUCUUACUCUGCAUAAUUCCAACACCAUCCCACGGUGCCGAUCCGGAUCCACUUCAGGACUUUUGCCCCGCGGAUCUGAAUGCUCCAAUACACGUAAAUGGAUUUCCAUGCAAAGAUCCAGCUAGUGUAAUCUCAGAAAACUUCUUCUUCACCGGUUUCAACACUAUAGACGGAAGGGAAUUCGAUACCUUUGGCCUGAACAUCACUGUUGGAAAUGUGUACACAUUUUCUGGUCUGAACACACUCGGAAUCUCCCAAAAUCGGGCUCGGAUCCUCCCCGGCGGUUUAAGCCAACCUCGCGUUCAUCCUCGCGCGAGCAAGUUGACUCAGAUAGUGGAAGGAACGCUACUCGUAGGUAUAAUAACGAGUGAUGGGUAUUCUAUUCAAGAGUUGCUGGGCGAGGAGAGAUGUUUGUGGUGCCGCGAGGCUUACUUUAUUUCGAACUCAAUAUUGGAUUUGAGACUGCAACAAUUUUUGGUACUUUUAACAGUCAAAAUCCUGGGGCGGUAA